Nakaseomyces glabratus is the source of this 1638-nucleotide messenger RNA. It is a transcript of the gene CAC2, whose product is annotated as Cac2p. Gene Ontology annotation, biological process: DNA replication-dependent chromatin assembly; nucleosome assembly. The record is from RefSeq and is a predicted model, not a curated record. Gene Ontology annotation, molecular function: protein binding. Lineage: Eukaryota; Fungi; Ascomycota; Saccharomycetes; Saccharomycetales; Saccharomycetaceae. Gene Ontology annotation, cellular component: CAF-1 complex; nucleus.
AUGGAGGCGACUAAUCUACAAAUAUAUUGGCAUGAGUCACAACCUGUGUAUAGUAUUACCUUUCGUGGAAGUCAGGCUGACGAUGAUAAUGAUGAUGAGAACUUUAAUGAGAAGGGUGAGUUGUUCACUGCAGGCGGGGACAACAAGGUCAGAUUAUGGCGUUUGAAUUGUGAGGAAACAGGUAAAGGUACUUGUAAAGUGGAUACAAUUGACUUUUUAUCAGGUUUAUCAUUGCACGAACAAGCUGUAAACGUAAUACGGUUUGAUCAUAGAGGGAACGUCUUGGCAUCUGCUGGUGAUGAUGGGCAGGUUCUGCUAUGGAAACUAACUAACGAAGAAACACGCAAGAAACAACAACGUAUGGGAGAUGAACCUGUUGAAGGUGAUGGUUGGGCUGUUUGGAAACGUUUACGAGGCACGGCAAAUGACUUAGAUAACAUGCCGGGUGGUGGUGCUUCAGAAAUUUAUGAUUUAUCAUGGUCACCUGACGACAAAUAUCUGGUAACAGCUUCAAUGGACAACAGCUUAAAGGUGUUUAAUGUUGAUACAGGAAACUGUGUUGCAUUUGCAAAAGAUCACAACCAUUAUGUUCAAGGUGUUACCUGGGAUCCAUUAAAUCAAUACAUUAUCUCACAAUCAGUUGAUAGGUCUAUUAAUAUCUAUGAAAUUGAAUUAAGAGAUUCAAAAGAUAUAACUAGUUCAACAACAUCUACAGAAUUGAUAAAAAGGCUUAAGCUCAAAAAUAGAAUAUUCAAGAGCGAACUGCCUUUUAUAGACGAAGAUGCUAGUAGUCGCAAAAUUGACUAUUCAGUUCAAAAAUCAUCUUACUUAUAUCACAAUGAAACACUGCCAUCUUUUUUUAGGAGAUUAGUGAUGUCCCCUUGUGGUAGUCUUCUUGUAGUCCCAACUGGACUAAUCAAGAACCAUCCAACUUCUACUAGUAUAGGAACGAAAGAUGAUGGUGAAGAGAGUUCACAAUCUAAUAGUAUUAAUACCUCCGCAUCGAGUGAUUUUAAUAAUGCGGUAUUCAUAUACACAAGAGCUGCGAUCAAACAAAAUUUGGGUAAACCUAGCAUAUGUCUGCCGUUCUUCAAGAAACCAGCGGUUGCUGUAGCAUUUAGUCCCAUUUUCUAUGAACGGACCUCCAAUAAACCGUAUGUGGAUCUUCCGUAUAAACUAGUUUUUGCUAUUGCUACAAUUAACCAAGUUAUCUUCUAUGAUACCGAAAAUAUUGAACCUAUUUCGAUAGUAAGUAAUUUGCAUUACACGCCAUUGACUGAUUUAACAUGGUCACCCAGAGGUGAUAUGGUUAUGGUUUCAUCUACUGACGGUUUUUGUUCUGCUAUUUCUAUAAAUACAGCGGUUUUUGGUCGGAGAACGAAGAAACCAAGUUUCACUAAUACUAUUGUGAAAGAAGAGAUAAGCUUGAAUAGAGAAGAUGCGUCAGAAGUAAAGCAGCCAAAGCGAUCUCAUGAUAUAAUUAACAUCCUUCCAGUUAGGAAAAAAUCGAAGGUAGAUACUAAUAAGAGUACUACUGAUAGCGCUAGUACACCGGAUGCUACUGGUAAUGAUAAGGAGAAUAAAGAUGACGCAAAGACCUUAGAAAUAAUUAAGAACACGGAGACUGAAAAUUCGUAA